AUGGCAGCUCCCGGCCAGCAGGGCGGAUUCGGACGCGGGAACCUUUUCUCCUUCCUGCCGGGCGGCGCGCGCUCCGAGGUGAUGGACGACUUGGUGACCGACGCGCGGGGCCGGGGCGCGCGGCGGAGAGACGCCGCCGCCGUGGUCCCGACGCCAGCCCAGACGCCGACCUUCGACUCUCAGGUCGCUGAGGACGCCUCCCGGAGGCGGCCAUGCCGGGCCUGCGUGGACUUCAAGACGUGGAUGCGGACGCAGCAAAAGCGGGACAGCAAGUUUAGGGAAGACUGUCCACAGGAUCGCGAGGAACUGGGCCGUCACAGCUGGGCUGUUCUCCACACCCUGGCCGCCUACUACCCUGACCUGCCUACCCCAGAACAGCAGCAAGACAUGGCCCAGUUCAUACAUUUAUUUUCCAAGUUUUACCCGUGUGAAGAGUGUGCUGAAGACCUAAGAAAGAGGAUAGGUAGGAACCAGCCAGACACUCGCACCCGGGCAAGCUUCACCCAGUGGCUGUGCCGCCUGCACAAUGAGGUGAACCGCAAGCUGGGCAAGGCUGAGUUCGACUGCUCACAAGUGGAUGAGCGCUGGCGCGACGGCUGGAAGGAUGGCUCCUGUGACUAGAGGGUGGCCAGCCAGGGCCUGCAGGGCCACCUGGCUGGGGAGGGGCAGGGCACUCAUUAAAGUGCAUCAGAGCCAAUGCCUGUCGUGUCUCAGUUGGGUGGUCCCUAGGACACUGCCCGUGGGGCCUGUCCCCUCUCAGGUUUGGAGUAUGAGUGGAAGUGUCCACUGCAGGCACCCUAACAGCCUUUCCCCAGCCGAGGCCAUGUGGGGCUGCAGGUGAGAGAGGCGGGAACAGCCCAGGCUGCCGCUCACCAUUUAGGAUGGAGCCUUCUGCCCACCCCACACCCCAGCACCUAGUUACCCACAUGGGAAGACAGCAGGCGUGGCUUGGCUUCUCUGUGCCUGCUCCUCGAGGCUAGGGAUGCCUGCAGUGCCAUGACCUUGGUGGUUCUGUGAUGUUACCACUUCAGAAAUGAGGCCAGGCUAGCUGGUUGGCUCAGUUGGUAGAGCAUGGUGCUAACACCAAGGCGAAGGGUUUGGAUCCGCAUACCUGCCAGCUGCAAAAAGAAAUUCAGAAAUGAUGCCUGGUUGCUGAGCUCUCCACUCUGCUCAGUCCCUACAAGGAAAGUUCAGGCAGGGCUUUUUUCUGAGGGCCCACCAGCCAUGCUGCCCACCCAGGUCCUUCCAUGGCUGUGCCAGACCUGUCAACAGGGGCUUCAUGGGGGCAGCUUCCUCAGAGUUUGAGACCAAAAUAAAAUGCUGGAGAAGU
Cynocephalus volans (Philippine flying lemur) is the source of this 1330-nucleotide messenger RNA. It is a transcript of the gene GFER, whose product is annotated as growth factor, augmenter of liver regeneration. The transcript has 3 exons. Gene Ontology annotation, biological process: liver development. Gene Ontology annotation, cellular component: mitochondrion. Bases 1 to 621 code for a protein of 206 amino acids. Lineage: Eukaryota; Metazoa; Chordata; Mammalia; Dermoptera; Cynocephalidae. The record is from RefSeq and is a predicted model, not a curated record. Gene Ontology annotation, molecular function: flavin-dependent sulfhydryl oxidase activity; flavin adenine dinucleotide binding.